UUAUUUAAAACAUAAAAAAAUAUUUCUCAGAAUUUCCCCUUUCAUUUAAUUAGCCUGGCAUUGCUUUUUAUUUAUUUUUUAUUAAUGAUUGAACAACAAUUACAAAACAGAAAUAAAAAAGCAAUGCCAGUGGUAAAGGGUAACGAUAUAAACAUAUAAAAUACAAUAUAAACCAAACAAGAAAGUAAAUAAAACUAAAACUAAAUAAUAAAUCAAAUAUUUUAGCCUGGCAUUGCCAGAGAUGCGCCAUGAGGCGCAGUGACGUCAUCUGUGCGCGCCAGCAGUCUGUGAGCCACAUGAGCGAGGGGAUGAUGUAAACAACUGCAGCGCGAGACUCCUAUGCUGUCCGUCUUUCUUUAUGAACGAAAUCAGCCCUUCUCGGUGAGUGAGACGGAUUCACGGUGCUGCGCGUCUCCUGCGGAUCAUGCCCCACGACCCCGAUCCUCCUCCGGCGAAGAGAUUUAAGCCGGGCUCUCCCUUCUUCCGCCUGGAUAAGAAGCCCGGCAUGCUGCUGCCCAGAGCGGGACACGCGCCCGUCAGCGUGGACGCGCAGCGGAAACAGCUGCCCAUCUACCAGAGCAGAACACAGGUGAUCAACCAACUCCGACAGCUGCACAAUGCUGUGUUCAUCGGUGAGACGGGCUCAGGUAAAACCACGCAGAUACCGCAGUACCUGUACGAGGCGGGCAUCGGGCGGCAGGGCAUCAUCGCCAUCACUCAACCGCGCCGGGUGGCUGCCGUAUCGCUGGCUGGAAGAGUGGCCGAGGAAAAGAAAGUGCAGCUGGGAAAACUGGUGGGCUACACGGUGCGCUUCGAAGACGUCACGUCGCCGGAGACCAAGCUGAAGUUCAUGACAGACGGGAUGUUGCUGCGAGAGGCUAUAGGGGAUCCGUUAUUACUGCGCUACACGGUGGUGAUCCUGGACGAGGCUCACGAGCGCACCGUACACACUGACGUCCUGUUCGGCGUGGUGAAGGCCGCCCAGCGCAAACGCACAGAACAGAACAAAAUACCUCUGAAGGUUUUUGUGAUGUCUGCCACCAUGGACGUGGAUCUGUUCUCUCAGUACUUCAAUAAAUCACCUGUUCUGUAUCUGGAGGGCCGACAGCAUCCCAUUCAGAUCUUCUACACCAAACAGCCUCAGUCCGACUAUCUGCAGGCAGCGCUGGUCUCCAUAUUUCAGAUUCACCAGGAAGCUCCUCCAUCCCAUGAUAUCCUGGUGUUUAUGACGGGGCAGGAGGAGAUUGAAGCGCUGGCGCGCACCUGUCGAGACAUAUCGAAGCACCUGCCUGAGACCUGCGCACCGAUGACGGUCGUCCCCCUGUACGCCUCGCUGCCGCCCACCCAACAGCUCAGGGUCUUUCAUCCCGCGCCCAAGGGAUCCAGGAAAGUGAUUCUCUCCACAAACAUCGCGGAAACAUCCAUCACCAUCUCCGGCAUCAAAUACGUCAUUGACACGGGGAUGGUGAAAGCCAAACGCUACAAUCCAGAGAGCGGUCUGGAGGUGUUGGCGGUGCAGCGGGUGUCUAAAGCCCAGGCGUGGCAGCGGGCCGGUCGAGCCGGGAGAGAAGACGCGGGUCUGUGUUACCGUCUCUACACUGAAGAGGAGUUUGACAACCUCGCCAACAUGACCGUACCCGAGAUACAGAGGUGUAAUCUGGCCAGUGUCAUACUGCAGCUGCUCGCUCUGGGAGUUCCUGAUGUUCUCAACUUUGACUUCAUGUCUAAACCGUCAACUGAGUCGAUGCGGGCGGCCGUGGAGCAGCUCAGUAUCCUCGGGGCCGUCGACAGAAAAGACGACCAGGUGUCUCUAACGCCACUGGGCAAGAAAAUGGCCUGUUUCCCUCUAGAGCCUCGCUUCUCUAAAACUCUCCUGAUCUCCCCUGAGUUCUGCUGCACUGAGGAGGUUCUGACCAUCAUCUCGCUCCUGUCCGUCGACUCUGUCCUCUACAACCCUCCCGCUCGCAGAGACGACGUCCUCGCCGUCCGCAAGAAGUUCAUCUCCAGUGAGGGCGACCACAUGACGCUCCUCAACAUCUACAGGGCCUAUAGGAAAGUCAGCGGUAACAAGGAAUGGUGUCGAGAGAACUUUGUGAACAGCAGGAACAUGGGGCUGGUGUUGGAGGUUCGUGCGCAGCUGAGAGAUAUCUGCAUCAAGAUGAACAUGAAGCUGGAAUCGUCUCUAUCUGACCUGGCGAACGUCCGGCGCUGUCUGGCUCACGGUUUGUUCAUGAGCGCUGCAGAACUGCAGCUGGACGGCAGCUACGUGGCUCUGGACACCCAUCAGACUGUUUCCAUCCAUCCCUCCUCCGUCCUGUUCCAGGCCAAACCGGCCUACGUGGUCUUCAACGAGCUCCUGCACACGACGCGCUGCUACAUGAGGGAUCUGUGCCUGGUAGAUGCUGAUUGGCUGCAUGAAGCCGCGCCGGAGCAUUUCCGCCGCAAGCUGCGCGCAACAAAGAGUUAACGCUCGAAAUGCUGCAGCUUCACCAAACAUUUUCCCAAAAGCAUCGUGAGCCCAGAAGACCAUUGCCACCAAUGUUCUCCACGACCAACUUAGCUCACGAUGCCUCUGGGAAACGCAGCCCAGUUUGUUGUUCCUGAAGACUGCAUGGUAGUAAGCGUUUUUUCACAAUAUGCAUUUCGUUAAUACACGCCAACUCAGUAGAUGAACUGUUCAGACAAAUUGCUUUUUUUGAACUGCUAUGCUGAUAUGCAACACGUUAGGUAGUUUUGCCAAAGAGUUCGAGUAACAGUGCUUUGUUAACCGAAAUUUUUCUAGAAGUGAAUGAGUCCUUUAUACUUGCUCUAAAUCUAAAGAUGUCACACCUGUUUCUACAGCUCCUUUUACAAACUGCUGAAGCGCUCUGAUUGUAUGAAAUUCAGGUAUGCUUCAUCUGUCUUUUGUUUGAGUCCAUGCAAGGUCAAAAAAUUUGAUAUUAAAUCAGUAAAGGUUUAAGAAAGAAAGAAAGAAAAAGAGACUAAAACACAUAUUUGGGAUUGAAGCUGGAGAUCGAUUGACGAUCAGCAUUGUGAUGUCCGUGUCAUAUUUCACCUUAAAAUUCAGAAGUGAAAAAAUUAUAUUUUGCAGAAAGCCUAUUUUAGCCUGGAUUAUUAUAGUUAACUAAAAACUAAAACCAUAAAAAAUGUUAAUUGAAAUUAAAUGAAUAUUAACUAAAUUCAAAUAAAAAAACCUAAACUUAUUUUAUUUCAGCUAGUUGUCAAAGCAACAACAUUUCUCAUUUUCAUUUAGUUUACCUUGUUUACAUUUAGUGCUAAAACUGAAAUAAAAAUUAAUAAAAAGCUAUACAGUUAUUUAAAAGAGAGAAACUAAUAAAAAUUGCAAAAACAAAACAAAAAAUUACUAAAACUUUAACUAAAAUUAAAGUGAAACCAGAAAACCUAAAAAUUAGCGCUUUCAAACUAUUCAUCGCGAUUAAUCGCAUCCAAAAUAAGUUUGUUUACAUAAUAUGUGUGUACUGUGUACAUUUAUUAUGUAUAUAUAAAUAUACACACACAUGCAUGUAUAUAUUUAACAAAAAUAUAUUAUAUUUAUAUAUAAAAUAUUUAUAUGUAAUAAAAAUUACACAGUACACACGCAUAUAUUAUGUAAACAAAAACUUUUAUUUUGGAUGCGAUUAAUCACAAUUAAUCAUUUGACAGCACUAAUAAAAAUUCAAACAAAUAUUCAAAAUAUGAAUAAAAAUUAUAAUAGAAGCUUAGUGACACUGUUAAAAAAGGAUCGUUAUGAAUUGUCAUAUUGUGACAUUAUUUUCAUGACAGCUAAACAAUUUUCCUCCAGAUUCUGAUUAUUGUUAAGCAGUACUUUAUCAUUUAAAUACAUAAUAAAUGGAUGUGUGUGUGUGUGAUAUAUAUAUAAUAUAUAUAUACACACACAGUGUUCUGCUGCGAUUUUGUUUAGCUAGAAUUGAAUGUAAAAAUCAAUUAAUAUUAGAAUUCACAUAAAACCUGAAAUAGUUAAGUUUUGUUCUAUAAAUGCGGAAUGUUGCUGUUCUAAGUUCCAGUGCCAAUUUUAGAUCCAGUUCUGGAUCAAAUAGAAUUCAGAUCUAGAAACAUUCGAUUUACAGUAUAUUACCCAUAUUAAUGUAAUGCAUGCCACUUUGUAAUAUAAGGGAAUUAAAGCAUAUCACAUUACUUCAUUGCUUCACUUUGCAAAUCAUAUCAGACUCAUGUGUAUUCUUAGAUGUAUAUGACAAUGUAUGUAUGCUGUGCAUGAAAUCAGAUGGACAAAAUGUGAUCACUCAGGUUUUUAUGGUACACACAUGAUGUACCAGUGCACAUGUUCAGUCUUAGUAUCAAGAUUUCUUCUUCAGACUUUCCAUAACAGCAUGGGCAGAGAAAGCUUUUGAACUUUUGUUUGUGAAUGCAACAGAUUUCCACAAUCUUACUGAUAAAACAUUUCUUCUGAAA
Ctenopharyngodon idella (grass carp) is the source of this 4431-nucleotide messenger RNA. RefSeq names its product DEAH (Asp-Glu-Ala-His) box polypeptide 33 (gene dhx33). Gene Ontology annotation, molecular function: RNA binding; ATP binding. The coding region runs from base 425 to 2467 and encodes 680 amino acids. NCBI's taxonomy places the organism in Eukaryota, Metazoa, Chordata, Actinopteri, Cypriniformes, Xenocyprididae. The transcript is spliced from 12 exons. Gene Ontology annotation, biological process: positive regulation of transcription by RNA polymerase I. Gene Ontology annotation, cellular component: nucleolus; intracellular anatomical structure. The record is from RefSeq and is a predicted model, not a curated record.